Molecule: messenger RNA, 9562 nt
Organism: Argiope bruennichi
Lineage: Eukaryota; Metazoa; Arthropoda; Arachnida; Araneae; Araneidae
Product: E3 ubiquitin-protein ligase HECW1-like
Exons: 24
Coding region: 299-5224 (1641 amino acids)
Biological process (GO): regulation of dendrite morphogenesis
Molecular function (GO): ubiquitin-protein transferase activity; protein binding
Source: RefSeq, a predicted model, not a curated record
AUCUGGCAUUGUAUGUCUAGAAACGCGUCAUUUUGUUUGUUCGGCUAAAUUUAAUGUCUAGGAAAGAUAUGUAAAUACUGUGAAAUCUAUUUUUUGUUUUGCUAAUAUGCUCGGCAGUUGAAAAAAUAAAUUUUGUGCAUAUUCAUUGCAAAACGACCUAUUUUCUAUAUCGCAUUUGGAUCAUCGGAAAUAAGAUGGUGGUGUUGUAAUCUUCUGCUUUUCGGGCAAGAGACACGAUGUAAAACAAGCUGCAGUACCUGGAGCCCGUGCGUCGCCCUCCAGCCCUGGCCCCCACUCGAUGCUAGCAGAGCGGCCGGGUGGCCCCUACCCAGUGCUGGGACACCCGCCUCCCCCUCCUCCCCAGCGGACGGUCUCCUCCCCACCGUCCCCACCCCUCCCUCGCCUCCAGGCACGCUCCAGCCUUUCUGUACAUCCUUCGGAGUAUUUUUUGGGUGGAGUGGAGCCACUAGUUUUGAAGUGGGAUAUCAAGGAGGAGGUGUGUGCCACUGAUUGGAUUGGGCUAUAUAGGACAGAUGAAACUGACCCAUCACGCUAUAUAGAAUGUAAAAACCGAUGGCCAUCAGUUUCUCCUCGUGGACAGAUUUUAUGGACAAUAGAAAAGCCAGAGUUGUUUACAGAUGAUGUGACAAAUGUGUGCUUUAAGUAUUAUCAUGGUAACACAGGGGCACUGCGUGCAGUCAGUCCUCUGGUUACUGUUAGAAGAUCCCUGGACUCUGGAUCUCAAACCAGUCAUGGGGUCGAUGAUGUGUUGGUGGGCUACUCCUCUCAGCAGUAUCCUGUAGAGAUGGUAAAGUUCACCCUUUCCAAUAUCUAUGCAAGAAACCUGAAAAAGGGGAUGUUUUUCAACCCUGAUCCCUAUGUUAAAAUCUCCAUACAACCUGGGAAAUCUGAGGGUGUUUUACUCUUACCUCAUCAUGGGCAAGUAUGUCGAACCAUUAUUGCUGAAUCUACUACUCAACCAUGCUGGCCAGGACAAUUUGAGUUCAUUGCUUAUCCUUCUGACAUCUUGGAAUUUGAAGUGAAAGACAAAUUUGCCAAAAGUAGACCCAUUAUCAGUCGUUUUCUUGGGAAAUUCUCAAUACAAAUCUGUCUUCUACUGGAUCAGUGCACAGGAGUACCAAUUGAAUUCACCUUCAGCCUUUGCAGUAAAAGUCCAUCUGAUCAUGUCACGGGACAGUUGUCUUUCACAUUUACAUUAGAAAAUGGUCCAGUUGAUCCAUGGACACAUAUCCGACAAGUUCACAACCCAAUAUAUGCUACCGAUCUUUCUGAUUCUCAAAUAACUGGUUCCUCCGUCCCUAACACACCCCAGCACAUUGUGCUGUCAAGCCGAUCAGCUCAGUCACAAAACGGUAAUUUAUCUGGAAACGGCUCUCGUCGACUACGUUCUGGAUCUGACCAGAGCAUCAAUAGUAUCACCGCUGCUCCUCCACCAGCUCGUCGAUCUUCACAGGCCAGUGUAACACGCAUGUCGCUCCCACCCAGCACAACACCUAGUAGCACUUCCACUGUGGCCUUCACUAACAUGGAAUAUGUGCUUCAGCCUUCAACUGAAACAACUAUUGAACCCUCUCCUGUUCCUACACCUGCCAAAGAAAUAGACCUUCCUCCUCCUUUACCACCAAAACAGAAAACCUCUAAGGGACAUCGUCCUUUAGAACGCUCUAAAGCCCAUUUGAGUGGUCCCAGCACAUCUGGGGAAGCUGGUCCUUCAGAUUCUGGCCAAUUGAAACCAAAACAUCAUACUAAACCUGAAGACAGUUUUCUUCUUGAAAUUGUUGAUACAGAUGAACAGAAUGAUGGUGCAGAUGAUGAUACGCCUUGUCAAGAGCCAGAGCAAAUGAUGCCAAACUUGCCCACAUCAGCAUCUGUACCCCUUUUACGGGAACCUAGUCCGCCUCCGCCAGCUCUACCCCAGCGCACAUCUAGUGGAGCAUCUCGUCCUGUUGCUUUGGCAGUACAUCCUGUUGGGUCAGAUGGCUACACUGAUGGGCAUUACAUUAAUCAAACUCAGGCUAUUCAGCGAACAGCUCCUCUUGCAACUCCAGAGCAUGACUCAAUCCAUGAGGGUGGGCCAUCUUUAGAAAACCUUCAUGAAGCCAUUGACUUUGAAUGUAAUGAUGGAACACCUAUUUUAGAUUAUUCUGAGUUAGAACCAAAUGGCUCGUCUGAUUUAGAUCAUGAAACAUACCUCAGUUUAAGUGAAGCCAGCGAUCUGGCCCGUGUUGCCAAUUCCAUGGAUAGAUCUGGGGAUUUUAAUGAUUUGGACAAUGAUGAGAUCCCAGGUAGUUACAGUGUGUGUGUUGUGACUCCGCCGUGCAGCAGCCCAUCAUCACAAACUCUGAGUGCCAGUGAGAAUGAAGAGCCGCCGGGCGGUGGACGGUCGGACUCGGACUCAAAUGAUGGCGAGGACCGCGAUGCAGCGGCGCGGGAACCGUCCCUGCCGAGCUGUGCCACGACACCAGACAUGCCUUCAACAUCGAGAACUGGCAUGCAUUGUAGCACUAGUUCCCUUUCUUUACUGUCAACACCAGAUAGUGUUCAAACUCCUGUGUCACCUGGUCUCAUUGUCAGCCCUGCUAGUGAUGACCUUAGCCCUGUAAGUCCUACUGAUGAGGCUUCAGAUGAUGGCACUUGUCCAUUAAGAACAUCUCCAUCUUCUUCAGAAGAAAGAGAUAGUAAUAUUGCUGCUUUGUCUCGUCCAUCCAACCAUGUAUCAUACAUCAGACCAGAUUCUGAUCUCUGGGUUCAAAGACGCAAUUCUUUAAGCAACCUGGCGACACGUUCAUUGAGCUUCUCUGCUGGCAGAGACUCGCUGCAGGUGUCCACAUUGCAGCAUCUUCCCACGACUCGCCUGCCUUCCAUCCCUGAGCGGACCAUUCGAUACCAGAGAGUUGAUCUAGAAGAAUCCUUACCUCCACACUGGGAGGCACGGGUAGACAGUCAUGGUCGCAUAUUUUAUAUUGAUCACUUGAAUCGAACGACUACUUGGACAAAACCUACAUCUUCACAACAGCAGUUGACACUUGGGACUGCUAGUGAACUGCAGCGGCAACAACUAGAUCGCAGAUAUCAGAGCAUACGUCGCACUAUGACAUCUCGCCCCAUGGAAGAGAGUACUCCCACCCCUGCUGCUGCGUCUUCUUCCUCCUCUGCAGUGCCUUCCUCCUCCAGUCCUGAGAAUCAGAGGGUGCUUCUGCUUCGAUCGCCUGCCGUUCGCUUUCUCACGCGCCCCGAUUUUCUAAAUGUCUUACACAUGAAUGAUGAAGCCUUGACUGUAUAUAAUAGGAGUUCUUCUUUGAAACAUAUGAUUACAAAAAUUAGGAGGGAUCCUGCUGGAUUUGAAAGGUAUCAACACAAUCGAGAUUUGGUGAGUCUUUUGAACAAAUUUGCUGAUACUUCUCGGGAAUUGCCCAGAGGUUGGGAAACUAAGCUUGAUAGAGCUGGAAAGCAAUUCUUCAUUGAUCACACUUCUCGAAGCACAACCUUCAUUGAUCCUCGACUUCCUAUCGAGACUCCAUUUGUGAAUCCCAACAAACUUCCUGUUCCACUCUCCAGGAGGCGCAGCCGUAGUGCAGGAGAGGAGGAAAUAAGACCAGAUGCCAUGGCAAGGCAGCAACCUGUGUCCGGUCCAUCCACUCAGGGCCCAGUGCCACCUCCCAGGCCUCCUGCCACUACCUCAACAACUGUUCCUCAUGUUGUUCCGCAUGUGCCAACUGCCUAUAAUGAUAAAGUUGUUGCAUUUUUGCGACAGCCUAACAUUCUGGACAUCUUAAAAGAAAGGCAUCCAAUUAUUGGUUCGAACCAAGCAUUGCGGGACAAGGUUAAUGCUGUGCGGGCUGAUGGUACUGCUGCCAUUGAACGCUUCAGCCAUGACAUUGAUCUCACCAUUCUUCUCAGUCUAUUUGAGCAGGAAAUUAUGUCAUACAUCCCAGCACAGUUCACCAAUAAUGGUAACAGCCAUCGCUCCCCUCGCACCUCUCCUCAGCCUUCCCCCCAGGCCUCUCCAGGCCUUCAGAGAGCAAAUGUGAGAGCCCCUGCCCCUUACAGAAGGGAUUUUGAAGCCAAGCUACGCAACUUCUAUAGAAAGCUGGAAUCCAAAGGUUAUGGACAAGGACCGGGGAAAAUGAAGUUAAAUAUUAGGCGAGAUCACCUCUUAGAAGAUGCAUUCACCAAAAUUAUGGCUGCUUCUAAAAAGGACCUUCAGAAAUCUCGUCUAUACAUUAGCUUUGCUGGCGAGGAAGGGUUGGAUUAUGGUGGCCCUUCUCGAGAAUUCUUCUUCCUCCUCUCUCGCGAGCUUUUCAACCCUUAUUAUGGGCUGUUUGAAUAUUCAGCCAAUGACACAUAUACUGUACAAGUGUCUCCUAUGUCUGCCUUUGUGGAUAACCAGCAUGAAUGGUUCAGAUUCAGUGGAAGGGUAUUGGGUCUGGCACUUGUACAUCAAUAUUUGCUGGAUGCCUUCUUCACAAGACCUUUCUACAAGGCUUUGUUGCGACUCCCAUGCUCAUUGAGCGAUCUUGAGUACCUGGAUGCAGAAUUCCAUCAGUCUCUAUUGUGGCUUAAGGACAAUGACAUUUCUGAACUUGGACUAGAGCUGACUUUCAGUGUGACAGAAGAGGUUGCAGGGCAUGUUGUUGAACGUGAACUCAAGCCAGGUGGAAAGACAACAGGUGUGGUGGAGAGAAAUAAGCGAGAAUAUAUUGAAAGGAUGGUCAAGUGGCGCCUUGAAAGGGGAGUGGCUGAACAGACAGAAUCGCUGGUUAAGGGUUUCUAUGAAGUUGUUGAUCCCCGCCUAGUAUCCGUAUUUGAUGCCCGUGAAUUGGAGCUGGUUAUUGCAGGUACUGCUGAAAUUGACAUUUCUGAUUGGAGAAAGAAUACAGAGUAUCGUUCAGGUUAUCAUGACAAUCACCCCGUUAUCCAGUGGUUUUGGCUGGCUAUUGAAAAGUUUGAUAAUGAGAGGAGACUUAGGCUUCUGCAGUUUGUGACGGGGACAUCUAGUGUACCAUAUGAAGGAUUUGCAGCUCUUCGGGGAAGUAAUGGUCCCAGGAGAUUUUGCAUAGAGAAAUGGGGGAAACCCACAAGUCUGCCAAGGGCUCACACCUGUUUCAAUCGCUUGGACUUACCACCAUACACAACUUAUGAAAUGCUGUAUGAAAAACUGCUACUAGCAGUUGAAGAAUCUAGCACCUUUGGUAUAGAAUGAAUAGAAAGUAUCAAUUGGAUUGUGAAUUUUGCUAUAUUUGGCCUUUUUGCAGGUCAUGAUUGUUGCCUUUUUUAUCAAGGUCUAUUUCUGAGCAUGGAAUUCAACAUCAUUUGUGCAGUUUAAGUAAGGUGGAAUCCUUACUUAAAACCUGCCCCUACAUUAGAAGCCUUGACAAAGAACACUUGUGUGUACAGUCUUUGCAGAAUAUCUGUACAUGUGAAGCCUUUCUUCAAGGCCAUUUUAAAGCUGGAGUCCAGUUCCAAAGUGACCUGUUCAUCUGAAGCCUUCUUGCUGCAAUUUGUUGAGGCCAUAGAAAGAGCAUGAAAUUCUGCAAGAUUCUCACUGCUUCUGAGCCUUUCAAUGUUACCUCUAAGAUUGUCUCUGAGCCUAAAUGUACACCUGAAGCCUGCUAAGGGAGAUCUCAACAGCCGUUCCAUAAUCAUCUCGGUGGCUGAAGCAUUUUUCAAAGUCAUAUACCAGGCUGAAACUUAAAUGAGGUCACUUCUUUUGCCGUCUCAAGAUCAUUGCUACAUCUUAAACCUACCUGUGAGCUGCCUGCAAGUCAUCAAGAGAAUGCGGCCUCUUGACAAUCUCUGUUUUCAUAAUUGACAAGAAAAUUUAUCUGGAAGACAACGUAAAUUUUCUACUUAUGGCCUUCAUGAGUGAAUCUAUAUCUCCAUAAAAUUAAAAUUGAAAUUUUGAAGAAUUAGACUUGGAAAUUUGGGGUUAACGUGUUCUGCAGUGUAAACCUCUUUAAGCGGGCCUUGAGUUAUGAAAUAAUAGUUAUUCCAUGGACAGUGUUACUUUUUAAAAUUAACUUCUGGUGAAUUCAGCAAAAAGUGAUAGUCAUGAAAAUAAAAUUCAAAUAUUAACUUUGUCUUUUCUACAAAGCAAUUUUUUCAGCACUGUGUCUGCCUUCUAAACAAUAUUUAGUAAUGUGCUGCAAGUGAGUGUGCUUUGUUUUUGCACCUAGCCUAAAGGUGCAAAAGAUAUUCUUCUAUACCUUAUUGGAUACUCUAAAUUGAUUGGACAAACAGCAAAGUUUCUUUUUUUGCUGGAAGAUAUUAAGACAAAAUUAGGUCACUGCUUAAAUUAAAGCUUUUGUAAAGGGACAAAAUAAGUAAGUAGUUCUUGAUGAUUUUUCACCUCUUAAAAAAAAGAAAAAAAUGCCUCUUAACUUUGGGAUUUGAUUUACUCUGCAUUUAAGUAUUCAAGCUGUUAAGAAUUGCUAAUUACCCUCAUUGACCCGUCAGACUCUAAUGCUGAAAGAGCAAAAAUUAUUAUUUCUUUGAGGGUUGUUUGCUUCUCUGUAUUGCAGUGUUCCUCCACUUUCCCUGGCUCAAUGUACCUGUUCCAUUUGGCAAUAAAUCAUUGACAUUUAUAUUAAAAAAGAAAAAAAAUGUUUUUCUAAACAUAUGAUAUAAAAGAUGUUCAAAUGAAACAUAGACUAGAUUAGAUGUUUGGUGUCACUGACCACCACAUGAAGAAUAUUGAAAGGAAUUAUGAUACAGUGUGGUCAUACUGUGAAUCACCUUUUGUGUUCAGAGAAACGUCCUUAGAACUGGUAUCUGCUUAUCUUUGAAAGUGAAGAAACCUAUUAAGUGGUAGAUUUGCAGUUUUUGACUUUAUGGCUUAAAAAUGCAAAUGUCUGAUUUGUAGAUGACAUUGUUAUUAAUUUUUUAAUACUUCUGUUAUGAAAUGAUCCAUUAAGAAUUGACUUUUUACAAAAUCAUCUGUACUUUUGAAAUUGGACUCUUAUAACAAAAAAUUUGCUUGGGUCAUGAUUCAUAUUUUGUGCCUUUGUGAUUUUGAUAAGACAUCUUCUACUGCUUCAGUGGUAUACUGUGUGCCAGAUAUGCGAUUUGAAAUCUGUAGCAGUUGGUAUAUCAGCUUAUAUCUGCCGACCUGUUAAAAAUAUGAAAACAUCUUGCUGUAUGCUUUCAGUAGCUUCUUUGCCAAAUGUAGAAUAUUAUCUGUGCAGAUAUUAGUCUUUGAUUCAUUUGAACAAUUCUUUUAUAUUGGAAGAAUAAACAAACAUGGAAAUAGUACGGUUUUCUACGAAUCAAGAUAUAGAUAACUUGAAUGCUUGGAAAGGUACAAGAAUGGAUACCCUGUGUCUAAGAUGUACAGGGAGCUCUAGAAUCAAAAAUUAACUCUUUCCCUCAUUUUCUGCAUAGAACACACUUGAACUGUUACCAAUCAUUUUUAUAAGUACAUAGUGUGUAAAGUAGGGCAAAUUUCUGUCUCUCAGUGCUUCUGAAGAACCAGUGAUGCAAAAUGCCUUUUCCUCUGCAAGACAGCGAACUUUGAAGCAAACGCUCAACCACUCGCUCUGCAUAAUGCCUGUCAUUAAAUGGUUUGGGUUCAAUUUUUUCUCCCCAAGUUGGUUCCAAAAGUUAUUAGAAUUAAAUUUGAUUUGUAUAUACAUUCAUCAACAUCAGGCUUUGAUAUGCCUUCAUGUUACUGAGGUAUAUCAUCUCAUCUGCAUCUCUUCAUGUGGCUUUUCACAUAUUCAAUGAACUGCAGGUUAAGGCACAUUCAGAUCAAGUGAUGGCAAUGAAAACAACCAUUGUUUAUAUACGAGUAUGAAAUUUAAUUUAGGAACUAUUUAAAAGGAACUUGCAUUUAAAGAUUCAAGGUAAUUAGAUAUUUCCUUUUGAAAAAUGCUUUAAAAAAAAGAAAAAAAUUAAACAUCAUGUUCGUUUAUGGAAAAUUGAAACUCAAUUACCUUUUCAAAAUGUAUUGCAAAAGAUAUACAGGCAGUGUUACUUAUAAAUCAUACGUAAAUUUUUGCUUAGCAUUAAACUGAAAAUUGCUACUUUUUCUAAUCUAGAGCUUUUUAAACUCUCUAACUUUCCAUCCAAAUUUUAGUGUAAAAAUAUCUGUUUACUCUUAUCUUUGAAUGAAAUUUUUGGUUCUCGCCUCUUCCUGAAUAUCUAUAUAAGUAAGAUAACAAAAUGAGUAUCAUUCCAUGAUUUCAUUGAAAAAAAGACUUAUUUUAGUAAAAUUUUAAUUAACGGUUUUAAAUUUAGCUAGACUUUUUAAAAAUUUUGCUCUCUAGUUUUGACAGAUCAUUCACUAUAUAUCUUUUUGCAACAAUAAAAUUCUUAUAUCAAAGUUGAAGGUAAUCUUGAGAUAAGAAGAAGGUGGCCAUAUGUAAGAACCUGUAAUUAAUUAUUAAUUUUCUUAUUUUUCACAUGCUAAUGAUAAAUUCUUUCAUUUUAUUUAUUCAGAUUUUUCUAAUGAAUAUUUUGCUAAGUUCUAAAUGUGCCUAAUCCUGAUUGAGCUUUGUAUAAAGUAAACUUUAAAAAGAAAAAAACUGAAUUGAUGCUUUCUCGGCCAGAAGUUGAGGUAUUUUGUAGUCAGCAGGAAUCAUUCACUAGAUUCAGGAAAUGUUUUUCAAUGGUUGUGCAAUUGAUUUUUCCUGUAUAAUUAUUAAUUUAAUUAAUAGGUUUUGAUAAGUAUAUAUAUAUGAAUGCCAUUAAUACAGUUUGGGUUACUUAUAACUGUAUUUUUUUUCAGUAUUAGAAAGUAUUGUAUUAGUGAAGUUUUUUUUAAUAUAUACCUUUUUGUUUUACGGGUGAAUUUCUGUUGUUUACGGUAAAGAUUUAUUUAAUUUUCAAUUUAUUGGAUUUUUACAUGUGAAUAAUUUUUUUACUCUAAAAUAAUUUUUAAAAAAUGGAUUUGAUUAUGAUUUGUGAUUUUUAUUCUAUUUGGAAAUUAUUUAUUAGAUUUUUAUUUUAUAUACUUUGCUAAGAAUUUAGCAUUAAAAAUAUUUUUCUUUAUACUAUUAUAAACUUAAGAGGAUUUAAUUCAUAUUUAUUAUAUUUAAAUAUGAGAUUAAUAUUAUAUAAUUUAUUUGGACAGACAAUAGUUCUGUUAUGUAUUGUGUUUUUGAAAUCUAUUAUGUGCUAUAAAACUAUGUAUAAUAUAAUUAUAUAUAAUAAUAUGGAUUUCAAAACUGUUCCUCAAGUGUUUGGAAAUCACUUAAAUUAUAUCAAGAUUCAUUGAAUGUAUGAGAUUAUUUAUUGGAACUGAAUAUCUGAUUCUUUUUAAAAUACUUAUUUUACUUUUUUUUUUUUUUUUUACUCUUCAUUAAUCAAUAAAUUUUCUGCUGAACUUAAUCCCAAGUUUUCUCCCAUUCAUUUGCAACUGCAGCUUUAUUAGAGAAAAAAAUAUUUUUGUUAAUUUAAUGCUUCUUUUUUUGUAUGUGUGUGUGUGUGUCUGUUGUUAACCAGCUGGCCUGAAGAAAUAUCCUUGUAGUUCGUCUAUAAAUACACAUUUGUGAUGUCGGUUUUGUGCAUCAGAUUGUUUUUUAUAAUAAAUGCUUUAUUGAAA